GGACGCGUCAACGACGAACCAACUCCAGUGUCUCGAGCCAUGCUCAAAGGACGAGGCUUGGGGCUCCCUGCUCUGCCCCACACCAUUCGGCAGCUGCUGUUCGCCCCGCUUCCCGACGCCCAUGUCCCUGUGAAGAUCCACGGCUGGGUCAAGUCGGUCCGCCGCCAGAAGAACGUCGCGUUUGCGGUCGUCUCCGACGGCAGCCACGACAAGGGCAUCCAGGCCGUCUUUCCGAAUGCGAGCCAGGCGAGGAGCCUCACGAACGGGACGAGCGUGCGGCUGGAAGGGCGGCUCCUCGCGAGCCCGGGGAAGGGCCAGGACAAGGAGCUGCGGGUGGACUCGGUGGAGGUGCUGGGUCGAAGCGACCCCGAGAAAUACCCCAUCCAAAAGAAGGAGCUCACGGUGGAGUACCUCAGGGAGCACUGCCAUCUGCGUCCCCGCACCGAUGCUGUUGCCUCAAUGCUGUGGCUGCGUCACAUUGUGUCUAAUUCAAUACGUGGUUUCUUCGAGAACAAUGGGUUCUGCUACGUGCACACGCCGAUCAUAACUGCCAACGACUGCGAGGGCGCUGGAGAGACCUUCCGAAUUGCUCCUGACUCGACGCUGGCCCCCGUUCACUCAGGCGAUGCCGCACCCAAACCAUCCGAGUUCUUCGGACAUCCUGCGUAUCUCACUGUCUCAUCACAGCUGCACUUGGAAGCACUUGCCGCGUCCAUCUCACGGGUAUACACUCUGUCACCCUGUUUCCGCGCUGAACGAUCGCAGACAAACAGACAUCUGGCCGAAUUCUGGAUGCUAGAAGCCGAAUGGGCAUUUACGCAGACUGUGCACGACGUGUGCAAUGUGGUGGAAGCAGCAAUCAAGCAGGUCCUCGACGAUGCAGCCGACAAGUCGGAAGGCUCGAAUCCAUGGUCAGAACGGGCCGCGAAACUCCAGGCUGAAAUCGCAACGCGCGAUUGGCCGAGGAUCACAUAUGCAAACGCAGUGGAAGAGCUAGCGUCGUUCCAGCAGGCUACUCGUGCAUUCCACUUUGAACCUGCGUGGGGUUUACCUCUGCAGAGCGAGCACGAGCGAUGGCUCGCGGAGAACUUGGCCAAGGGGCCUGUGUUCGUCACGGACUACCCUGCAGAGCUGAAGCCGUUCUAUAUGCGCCUUAAUGACGAUGGGAAAACCGUUGCAUGCUUCGACCUCCUCAUGCCGGGCCUGGGUGAACUCGUCGGCGGGUCACUUCGCGAAGAGCGGGAAGAUCAUCUGUCGAACGCUAUGCGCAAACACGGUUUGCAAACGGACCAGUACGACUGGUACCUCGAUCUGCGGCGGUACGGCAGCGCCCCUCACGGAGGAUUCGGGCUGGGCUUUGAGCGGCUCAUUAGUUGGGUCGGUGGUAUCGAGAACAUACGGGAGUGCAUCGCAAUGCCUAGGUGGGCGGGGAGAAUGCUGCUAUAGCGAUAGAUGCUAGACUACGUAUGUGAUGGUGUGGCUGGGCUGCUGUUGGACAGUAACGACGAGUACACUUC
This is a messenger RNA of Postia placenta MAD-698-R-SB12, 1517 nucleotides long. RefSeq lists its product as hypothetical. The record is from RefSeq and is a predicted model, not a curated record. Bases 40 to 1446 code for a protein of 468 amino acids. Gene Ontology annotation, cellular component: mitochondrion. Gene Ontology annotation, molecular function: ATP binding; asparagine-tRNA ligase activity; nucleic acid binding. The transcript is spliced from 4 exons. NCBI's taxonomy places the organism in Eukaryota, Fungi, Basidiomycota, Agaricomycetes, Polyporales, Adustoporiaceae. Gene Ontology annotation, biological process: asparaginyl-tRNA aminoacylation.